ACCUUAACAUCUUUGUAGGAAUUUUCAUCAAGAGUCCAUUUCAAAUCUUCCAAAUCUAAUUUCAAUUUCCGUUGACAAAAAAAAAACAUUCAACUUCCGAAAUGACUCUUGCAAACAUCAAGAAAUCUCCCUUGGCUAGACUGCGCAGGAAGUUAUCCUCAAGAAAAUCAGAAUCGUCCGUGGACGAAGAGGAAGCGAGAAGCAGCACCAGCAGCAACAGAAGCAGCUCGUUAAAUGUGGACGAGCUAAGAACCGUGUUUGACUACAUAGACGCGAACUCGGACGGGAAAAUCUCCGGGACCGAGCUGCAGAGCUGCGUCAGCCUCUUGGGCGGCGCGUUGUCUUCGAGCGAGGCGGAGGAGGUCGUGAAGAUUUCAGACGUCGACGGCGACGGGCUUAUGGAUUUCGAGGAGUUUUUGAAGCUGAUGGAAGGAGAAGACGGUAGUGACGAGGAGAGGAGGAAGGAGCUGAGAGAGGCUUUCCGGAUGUAUGUGACGGAGGGUGAAGAGUUUAUUACGGCGGCGAGUUUACGGAGGACGCUGAGUCGACUCGGGGAGUCGUGUACGGUUGAUGCAUGUAAGGUGAUGAUCCGUGGGUUUGAUCAGAACGGUGAUGGAGUUCUCAGCUUCGACGAGUUUCUUCUGAUGAUGCGAUGAGAUUCAUGUAUCUCUACUUUACUAAUUCCUUUAUUCAAAUUAUAUUAUUCUUUUGUAUCGCGCAGGGCCAUGCGGGGAAUAGUAGGGUGUAUAUAUAAUUUUUGUUAUUAUUCUGCUGUCACCAGACCUUUCCCGCAUUGCUCUGCACCAGUCUUCAUUCAAACACUCAUUUGAUCCAUAUGUCAUUUUACAUACUUCUUAAUAAAUCCUAUUUUGUAAUA
Messenger RNA from Brassica oleracea var. oleracea, 877 nucleotides. RefSeq names its product calcium-binding protein CML37. Gene Ontology annotation, molecular function: calcium ion binding. The record is from RefSeq and is a predicted model, not a curated record. The coding region runs from base 102 to 656 and encodes 184 amino acids. The transcript has a single exon. Lineage: Eukaryota; Viridiplantae; Streptophyta; Magnoliopsida; Brassicales; Brassicaceae.